Molecule: messenger RNA, 1657 nt
Organism: Zootermopsis nevadensis
Lineage: Eukaryota; Metazoa; Arthropoda; Insecta; Blattodea; Termopsidae
Source: RefSeq, a predicted model, not a curated record
AUGGUGUUAAUGGAUAGAAUUCCUACAAACCUGAAGAAGGAAAUUUCAACAGCUGUUACUGGCAUUAAUAAUCUCACCUUUGCUAGGGAUGAUGGCAAAAACUACACCAGCGAGAGUACAGUUGAUGUUGCAAAUACUGCGUACCGUAGGGUGUCAGAGCUGAUUUUGAUUUUCGAGAACAAACAGAAGGCUCAAUCUACUUGGGAGAACUCGGAUAUAGCAGACGUAGAGCAACAUAAACACCUGGCUUCCCAGUGUCACCGCAGAAAGCAGCUUAUUUCAGAUAAUGAAAGCAGUUACACAAAUAGUAUCAACAGCAGCAGGGAUACCAACACCGACGAACUAAAUGAAACUGUGAACCAACAAAGUUACCACAGACUUUCUGAGCUGAGAGCAGCGUUUGAGACCGAUGCUCUGAAUGAACAGAGGGGCAAAUCUGGUUUGGACAUACCAGAUCUUGCAUACCAUCAGCAGCAAGGAGAGCUUCAUGAUGAAUGUGAUGGUGCAGCGCAAGCUAUAACUGAUGAUGGCAUCUCAGCUGGAACUUUAGAAUCCACACCUCCCAUAAAUGUGUCUCACCUUAGAACAGUGUUUGAGACUGAUGGAGUGAACAGGCAGAGAGUUGAAUACAGAUGGAGCGACCCAAAAAUUGUCAAUUUUAAGGAACACCAAAAUCUUGCUGCAGAGUUGGAUUGCGAUAAAUCAGAGAAGUCAAGAGUUUUCAUCAAUUUGGACCCUCUCCAACAAGAAACUUUUCUGUCCGAAGCUACGCUUACAGUAGAAGGCAAAUAACGGGCUUCAUUAUUUGGUGUGGAAGUGCGUAAUCUUUGCAAGUACAGCUUUUUGUACGCUUGUCAAAAUAUGCUUUGUAAUUGCGGAACAUAAAAAGAAUUAAGCUUGUGUUUCGUUCCAAAGAAACCGAAAUCAUUCACUGACUGCAGCUCCAACUUUUCUGUGAUCGGAGUCUGAAAUUACAAAUCAUAAAAUGGACAUAUUUAUUUAUGAUCAUAUUAAUUUUAAUUUGUUACUAAAAUUGCUAUGCGUUCUCUCAUUAUCACAGUAUAAACUUUGUCAUUACUGCUGCGGGGACUGUGGAGCACGUAAAUGGAGUUUCUGAAUCAAUGGAUAAGAUCCGCAGCGACAUGAAAUGAUGAUAACAAAUUAAGCUGAUGACAUAAUUAGAAUUCUGUGGGUCAUAAAGUAUUCAUGCUUACAACCCCAUUAGGUGAGAUCAACAAAGUAUUCUAAAGAAUAAAGAUAAUGAUCUUAGCGUACAGUAAAUUUUCUUAGACGCAUCAAUUGCUUGCAGUAAACGACAAGAAUGAAAAAUUUGCGCUGCUACAGAAUUACAUGCUUCUGGUUGUAAUUUAUAUACUACAUAAAUAUUAAUUAAUAUUUAUUUUGAAGCUUUUGUGAUGGCUUUCUAAUGAUCAUAAAUAGAUUUCUGGGGAAUAACCGUGUGCAUUUAUCACCACUUAGGAUAUGUUACUUCUGUGUAAAAGUAAGGUUAGAAUCGCUUGUUUUUGGUUGAUCACCUCCAGAAUAGUCCAUGCACUUACCACUCCAGUUUGUUGCAAGAGGGAAGUUAUCACAGGUGAAAUAAAUAAAUAAAUACAAUUUCUGUAUCAUUAAAGAAGGGAAAUCCAUGUACUUGUUA